Solanum tuberosum (potato) is the source of this 600-nucleotide messenger RNA. RefSeq lists its product as uncharacterized. The coding region runs from base 102 to 491 and encodes 129 amino acids. The transcript has 3 exons. Lineage: Eukaryota; Viridiplantae; Streptophyta; Magnoliopsida; Solanales; Solanaceae. The record is from RefSeq and is a predicted model, not a curated record.
ACAAAAAAGCGAAAAACAGACUAACCACCUAGUGGUCUUCCGGCAGUACACCGGCCGGAGCUUCUCAAGGAGAACAAUUACAGAUCGAUCAGUUCAUAUCUAUGGAUCCGAAGAAGAAGGAUUUUAAAGGAAAAUACGAAUCGUCAAGUAGCAGUUUGUAUUGGACUAAUGAACGGCAUGUUCAUUUCCUCAAUUCCAUUGAAGCUUCAUUUGUUCAAACCUUGCUGGAGAAUAAUAACGCCGCCCGAUUUCUUCCGCUGGACCGCCAUUUACCCGAUAGUACAGAUUCAACCCUUGAUACCCCUAAAGAAAGACGACGCAGAUUUUCUACUUCAGAUAUCAACAUGAGCAGCGGAAGCAGAAUAGAUGUUGAGAAAAAAGCUAGAAGAAUGUCAUCCAGCAUUUCCUCACAAGAUCAGGUGGUCCCACAAUAUAAGCAUGGAAGAGGAGAUAAGGAUGCUGAUGGUCACCCUAGUAUUCCUCUCGAUUAAAAAAAGAUAGUUCUGUGUAUAAAAUAUCCUAAAGGAGUGUGAUAUUUAUUGUUAAACUAGAUAAUGUUGCCCGUGCUAUGCACGGGCCCAAUAAUAUAAAUGAUAUAUU